AUCGAUCUUUUUGUGAAAAUGAUUAUGUUGAGAAUUAUUAAAAGGACCCCGUGGAAGGGUAAAUAGAAAGUAAAAAUACAGCUUUGGCUAAGUGAUCAUGACAAAUCCUAACUAGAUAUUUUCCUUGAGGCAGCCCUUUAAUACCGAUCAAACAAUAAAUGCUUUAUCAAUAAAAAAAGCUAAAAAUGAAAACGAAACGUUUAUUCUUUGACUCGGCCUACAUCAUAUCCUGUACGUAAAGGGAGAAAGUUAGAAAUGCGAUUGAAUUGAUUGGUUUCAAUUUCAAGUAACGGAUUUUUUUCUUUAAUAUAAAUCUAUGACUGUUUUCAAGCUGUCCAGAUUCGCUGAUCUUCACCUAUUAUAAUUUGAAUUAUAAGCGGUCAUUGCUAUCCGUCAUUGUAAAGACCAGUCUCUCAAAACGAAUUCUCGUGAUACGAUGUCGAGCCAGCAUACCUCCCCAACCCCGUACGAUCGACCUGAUGGUGUCACGAUCUACCACGAGUCGACGUCAGUGGUGGCCGUCAUCGAAGGGAUCACUAUUGUCGUUAUCUUCCUCGGAGCGUUGGUCGCCAAUCUGAUUGCGAUGGUAACGAUUCUUCGAGACAAGGUUCUGAGAAGGAACCUCCAUAACUGGCUGAUCCUGAACCUCAUCAUAAACGAUCUUGGCUUUACAAUCAUGAACAUAUCAUUGCUCGUAGUAUCUGUGUUCGACCAAGGCUAUUUUCUCCUUCACAACAAAGCUGUGUGUUUUGUAAGUCUUUUUCUAUUUUGCAUUUUUCGCCACCUUUCUCAUAUACGAUUUUAAUAUAUUUCGAUUUGGGAUAUUAAAGGAACUUUAUACUUCUAAUGAAAAGAACAUGUAAUUGUUUUGUAAAUCUAUUUAGUUUCAUAAUUGGUAUUUCGCAUACCAAAUCACAAAUCUAAUAUGACUCCUCUCCUACUCAAAAAAAAAAAGUAUCACUCGAUCGUUCUACUGGAAAUGAAAUAUUUAAUUAAUUCUCAUUUAUCAUUGUGUGCAGAUUCAAGGUAACGUUCUUUUUGCCUUAGGGAACUUUGUCACAGUCUUGGCAAUCUCCGUGGAUCGCUACUUGGUCGUAGUCUGGUCGGCCCGCUUCCCUCCUUCCAAAUCAAGAUCCAUCGUCUUUAUCGUCUUCUGUUGGGUCGCCGCCAUUGGAUCCUCCUUUAUACCCUUCUUAUUCAGAAGCGUCUCUUCGAUCAGGUAUAAGACAAUUUCCCACAGCUGCUCGCCAGAGUAUCCGGAGGACUGCUUCUAUGCCACCACCGUGAACGUCAUCAUCUUUCUAGUCAUCGUACCUACGAUGGUUUUAUGCUAUGCUGGUGUGUUCCUAAAAGUGUUGCGUCAACAACGGUUGCUUAGGUCCUACGCCGACGCAAAACCUAGUGUCGUGAGCAACGUAUGUUCCGUUAAAGACAACGACGAUGACUACCACGACCAUGACCGUGUGACCUAUGCUGAAGAUGACAUGCCAAUGGAGGUCAUUGACCACCCGAUUAAAGGACGUACCUGCUCGAAUCUUACCCCAGAGCUUAUGGACUACGCCCAGUCUGCAAACACUGAGGAACCUGACGCUGAACAUGCUGAAGGAGAAAACGAGGAGAAAAAGACUAUUGAACAGGAAAAUGUGAUGAAAGGAAUCGAGAAAAAAGAUCGUAGGUCAAUGCAGAAGAAACUCAACCUUGAAAAAAGAGUUGCCCUGACGGGAACUCUACUGGUGCUAACAAUUUUGGUCUGUUGGUCACCGUACUGCAUCGUUAACUCUUGUCUCCUAUCCAUCAAAAUCCCCCAUUGGAUGGGCGUGGCCACGGUGUGGCUAGGUUACUCCAACUCCCUAUUCGAUCCUCUAAUCUACACGUUCAUGAAUAGACGAAUUGCAGCCCGUUAUCGUGACAUGUUCAGACGUUGGUCGAUUGGAUUAAAUACAAUGAUUAGAUGCAACUCCGGAGAAGCAUGAUUUUUUUUCUCCAUAAAAAGUAUAACAUGUUCGCCGUGGAAACUCGGCGAAGGGCACAAUAUUUUAAUUAAAGCUUGUUCAGAUAUGGAGCGGAAAGCCGCCGAAAAUAUAAAUAAAUGUGUUUAUUGUCUGUUAAAAAAGAAGGAGGAAAAAAACGCCAAUAGGAAACGUAGCUUUCACAUUUAAUUUGUAUCACAAGAGAAGUAAUGAUAAACCAUGCACGAUAGUUAGAGAGUUGUGUUUUCUGAAGUGUUAUUAUCAUGAGACGCCGAAUGAAAUUUGAAUAUUUGAAAGCUCAUAUCACUAAAAUAGAUAUGGAACCGUCAAUUGUCGAAAUGGUCGUAAUUAUGAUUGUGAUGACAAAAAUGUAAUGUUGAUUAAAUCUAGCUUCGUAUAUGUUUUAAUCGUCUAAAUAAUAUGAUUAAAUGAAUUUAUAAUCAAGAGUAUAAGAGUAAUCCAGUCUUCGAUUUAUUAAUUCAUAUUUAUCACGUAUAAACCAUCUAUUUCAAUUAAUUUUUCCGCUUGCACUCAAUAUUAAAUGCUAUCACGAUCAAUUAUAUUUCUUUCUUCUAGUUUACGGUUACUGUGCUCAACAUUAGAAUACAUGUUUUAUUUUAAACCUAAGUUACGUUUUUAAAGAAGUUUGACCCGUUUUAGACUUAAGAACUCUGGGAUCCAUCCAAUACAGGAUUAUUAUUACACAAGAAAUGUAAGGAGGCGCGGUGGCUCAGUGGUAGAGCAGUUGUCUCGCAACCGGGAGGUCCCGGGUUCGAAUCCAAAUCGGUGUGCUUGUGCCAUUUGGUAAGGGAUUAAUCUUCAUUACCAAGUUCCUCAGGGAGGACUUUAAGCCGUCGGUCCCCUGGUUGCUUACUAACAAGCAUACACAGUAUUCGGGUAAAGCAAUCAUCAAUCACCAUCAUUAUCAUCAAACUUUAUGGAUAGACAGUUGACCUGUAAGUCAUGAUUAUAACCUAUACUGUUUAGAAUGGAGAUAAUGAUAUUAUCCUAUUUUUUUCUCUUCUGAAAAGUACUGUAAAUUUAAAGGAAAUGAUUAUUAUUAUUACGAGACCUUUUGGUUUCAUUGAAUGAAAGAGAUGACAAAGCAAAAGACACACUCCGAGUGUUAAAAUCUAAAACUGAGUUGUAACAAGAAUUGAUUUGGAGAUCGAAACUACAGUAUACCAUUGAAGCCAUCUCUUUUAUGACAGAGCACUUAAUGUUGUCUCUUUCACAAAGUAUCAAUUCGCUUUCUUCACUUUUAAAUUUUGUUUAGCAAUAUUAGGUUACGAUUAGUUCAAUUCCGGAAUCUGUGUGUUGGCCCCAUACAAAGCAAGGUACUAUGCAUAAUUUGGAAUUGGCGAAAUAUACAGACAUUAAAGGUCAAUGUUGUUUUUCUAUCACUCGAUCUAUAUUCAUUAUUAUAAUACUCCUGGUUUCUAAUUGGAAGAUUGUUUAUAUUUUUCUUCAAGCCAGGGUCGAAACGUGAAAUUGCUUGGAAAAAUCAACUGGCAAGCCAAUAAAUGAAUAAAUUAAUGAAAUAAAUAAAUAAAUAAAUGGAUAAAUGAAUUUGAACUUAUAAAUAAAUAAAACAAAACCCAACAAUCAGAUGUUUUGCUCUCAGUUGCUUUCAUGACCCACAUAAACGUAUCCAGCAGGGACGUGUUUGAGUUUGAUGUUCAUUUUUUUUCCAUGUAUAUACAUCGUCACACAUCAUUUGAUUUGUAACAUAGUUAUAUGGUCGCAUAA
Messenger RNA from Strongylocentrotus purpuratus (purple sea urchin), 3719 nucleotides. RefSeq names its product 5-hydroxytryptamine receptor 7-like. The coding region runs from base 1320 to 1973 and encodes 217 amino acids. Gene Ontology annotation, molecular function: G protein-coupled receptor activity. Gene Ontology annotation, cellular component: membrane. The record is from RefSeq and is a predicted model, not a curated record. The transcript is spliced from 2 exons. Lineage: Eukaryota; Metazoa; Echinodermata; Echinoidea; Camarodonta; Strongylocentrotidae. Gene Ontology annotation, biological process: adenylate cyclase-activating adrenergic receptor signaling pathway.